AUGCGCGGCCUGACGCGUUUGUUGGUGAUCCUCGUCGCAGGGUGUGCGUGCGUAGGUGUCGCGAACGCAGAGGCCCUGCCGGCCGGCUUCGCGCGCAUUUGGCAUGGAGAGGACUUCAAGAACGCCUUCCCGCAGGAUGGCGUUGCGGCGACGCAGAUGCUCUUCGGCUCGAGGAUAUUCACGAGCUUCGACGGCAACUACAUGUUCGUAUUUUCCGGAGUUCGAACGACGUUCACGGGAACGGCACCGGAGGGCGUGACGAGCGUCGCGUCCGGCGGCGUGUUCGUCUACCGCUACGACGACUCCGCCGCGUCCACGACCAACCCGUGGACCCUCAUCCAGACCAUCGCGCCCCGCACGGCCCGGGCCGACGCCACGCUCGGCAUCGGCGGCACGGACACCUCGACCACGACCAGGGUUUCGGCCCAGUUCGACUGGGAGUACUCGGCGCAGUGCACGUCGUCGCGGACGGGGUGUCUCGACUGGUUCUCGUCGGCGUCCGUCAACCAGGACGGAACCAUCCUCGCGAUCGGACUCAGCACGGCGUCGGUGCUGGGCGCGCCCGUGCAGACGCAGGACGGCACCACGCGCGCCAACGCGCGUCUCGGCAACGCCGGCGUCACGUACAUCUACGAGAGGGUGAUCGACACGACGGCGUCCGGGACGCCGCGCGCCGCCACCUUCUCGCACGUGUCGACGAAGGUCUCCUCCGUGCCCUCCGCCGGCGGCGCGUGCGGAACCUCGGUCGCGGUGCGAGGUGUGCGCGUCGUCACGGGGUGCCCCGGCGAUCACGUGGAGACGCGGCCGGACAGGGGGUUCCCAGGCACCGCUGCAGGCGCCACGGGGUCGGGCACGUACGUGCGCGGCACCGGCGUCGGCGCGGUCGAGAUCUUCCGCCGGGACGUCUCGACGGUGACCACGUACGCGGCGGGGUGGCAGCUGGACGUCCGCGUGACGCAGGAGGUGCCGAGCGUCGGGUUCGGGGCGUGGGUGGAGCUCUGGGACGGCGUGCUCGUCGUGCGCGACACCGCGAAUCCCGGCAAGCUCCAGGUGUUCACGGAGACCGCGAGGAACGGCGUGACGGGGUGGGGUCUCGCGCAAGAGUUUUACCCUGGGCUGCUGUCGUCGGCGGCGGCGGCUGACAUCAGGUUUGAGGGCGGGCUGCUGCACUACCGCGUCGUGGCGCCUGCAGGGAGCGUGUACGCGGGGCGGGAGCUGAUUGUCAGCUACCAGUCGCUGACCAGCAACAACAAGUGUACCACGCCGACCAGUUACCGCAUCCCGAAGAUGAUCGUGGGCAACGACGGCGGGCUGAUGGACGCGACCACGGACCUGUUCUGCACCCCGGAGACGGGCUGCGAGGUCGUCGACAUCUCGUCCGAGUCCGCGACGACGUCGUGGCACCGCCUCGGUCGAUACAUCGCGGUCGGCAAGGCGGGCGACAGCUACUCGUUCCGCGAACCCCACCUCAACGACCGCCUGAACGUCAACUUCAACCUGCCCGUCAGCGGCAACUCGUACUACCAGGGCAACAUCGACAACGCCGGCUCCGUCUACCUCUACGAGCAGCGGGCGAGCCUGGACUCGGCCAACCGGCUCGACACCGACAACUUCCUGCGCACCACCGCGGGCAUUCCGGCCGUCGACGCGGUGAACGCGUACCAGAACGUCCACUAUCUGUCGAACCAGCGUCUCCGCCGGGCGUCCUUGACUCAGGGAGCGAGCUACGUGUACAUCGGUCGCUACCAGCCCAAACACUUGUACUACAAGACAUACUGCGGCGCCGCCGUGCGCAUCAGCAAGCGCCACAUCGUUGCAGGGUGCCCCGCGGAUGCCGGCGUCACUUCCACGCCGGCCAACGACAACUCGAACGUGUACCGGAGCGCGGCGACCAACCACAACGACUACGCAGACCAGCUGUCGCUAUACUUCGACGCGGCCGGAGGCACCGCGGACAAGGACGGCAUGUUCCUCCAGUUCCCCCUCUCGACGCACGCGACGGCGCAGGACGCCGUCCGCGACGCCGCCGACGUCCUGUACGGCCCCACGCUGUCGGCGACGGGCGGCUACGGCACCUGCAUCGCCGGGGCCGGCACCGCGAUUCUCGUCUCGGACCCGAACGCGGACAUCGGCUCCGUGGACCGCGCGGGCUUCGCGUACAUCAUCAACGGCGCGACCGGCGCGGUGAUCGGUUCGAUGUGCAGCGACAAGCCUGCCGUGGGUCUGCGCCUCGGGGGACAGUCGUGCGCGCUCUACCAGGACCCCGGCACUGGCAACUACUUCAGCGCGCUGUCGACGGACGCGUACUCCACGCGCACGAACGCGCAGGGCGAGACGGUGAAGGUCGAAGUUGGCACCGUGGACUUGUUUGAGGGGACCACGUGGAUUGCCCGCGUGCAGCCGCAGGGCGCGAGCCAGGGCAUGAGCUUCGGCCGCGAAGCCAACUCGCUCGCGUUCAUGCGCGCGAGCGGCACUCUGUUCCUCGUCGUCGCGGCGCCCGGCGACAACCUGGUGCAGGACACCGACAACAACGUGCACAGGACCCAGGACGCGUACAAGGCCGGCGCCGGGGCGCUUCAUGUGUUCCGGCGCGUGCUGUCGACCACUGCGCCCCGGAUCAACUACGUCUUCGAGGCCAAGCUCGUCCCGUCGGACGCCUGGGGCUCCACCAACACGGCGAAGGCUUCGGACAUCUUCACGGGCCGCGUGGGCAUGGCGUUCGGCACCGGCGGCGUGCGCGCGCAGGACGACGCCGUGAUGGCGGUGGCGCCGCGCGCGUCGCGGACGAACAACGCGCAGUAUUACAACCCCGCGCUGGCGGCCAACGCGCAGGCGCAGGACGAGGCGCGCACCGGCGCGGCGUACCAGUGGGUCGUGUCGGGCACGGCGUCGCCGUUCACGUUCACGGAGACGCGGAUCACCUCCCCGGACCAGUACGCCCUGUACAACAAGAACGGCGGCGCGGCGGCCAACACGGCGGAGGUCGACCCGUACCGCGAGACGUUCGGCAAGAACGCGGCGUACUGCCCGAACGGGGACGCGCUGAUCGCGACGUCCCUCCCCAGCAUGUUCCACGAGGGGGCCGGGCAGGUCCUGUACUACCGGCGCGACUCUGCGACGGUGAUGACGCCAGUCGGGAACUUCACGACUGACGAGGGGCCGAAUGCCGGGAUCGCGCUGGGCAGGGACUAUCUCGCGUGCACGCUCUCGGGCUCGACGACGUACGUGUGGGCGAGCGCGCGUGACCCGCGGCGGCCAGCAGGUGGGCCGACGCACGUGUACAUGCUGGCGCUGGUGUUCAACACGGCCACGCCGCGGCGGCCGGUGGGGUACACGACGCCCGUGCGGUUCAACGUGGGGACGUCGGAGCGGCAGAUGGCGGUGCUGGGCCUGACGCUGUUCUCGUCCGACGCCCAGGCGCGGCAGCUGCAGCCCAAGACGACCACGUUCGACGCUGUGCUUGACGCCGUGCAAGGGCGGGAGGGCGUGACGUUCGUGAACGCGACGGACAACAUCUGGCAGUGCUCGACGUGCAGCCAGGGCACCGGGCCGUUCCCGAUCGGGGCGAUCCUGCGGUACGACGCCGUGCACGACAUUGUGGUGGAUUGGGACGGCAGCAUACUGGCGGCCGCGGGGGCGGCGAGGCUCGCGGCGUGGCUCGGAGCCUGCGCCCUCCUCGCGCUCAUGACUUUGGCAUAG
Messenger RNA from Pedinophyceae sp. YPF-701, 3699 nucleotides. The record is from the annotation of a GenBank genome assembly. NCBI's taxonomy places the organism in Eukaryota, Viridiplantae, Chlorophyta, Pedinophyceae.